AUUCAUUUUCUCAGCUAAGAUUUAUAAUAAUCAUAUCCUAUUUGUCAUAUUAUUACCAACUUAAUGCAAAAUGUAUAGUUUACGUACAAAAUUUGUAUGUGGCAUAAUCAUACUGAUGGGCACAGUUCAUUGCUCCCAUACAUCGGAUAUGGUACUCUGCGCUGAUAUGUGUCCAUCAUCGACUUUAGUAUCUCCAGAUGGUGUAGGCAUCUCUAAGUGUUAUGACAUCUGCAAAAGGCUCAUACAUCGGGUGAGAUAUGGUGACCUUUUGGACACUGUUAAAAAUGAUAAAGUUAAAGCACCUAAAGAAAGCGCGUUCAGACGAAUUCGUCAAGGAUUAGAAAACAUAAGACAGGGGAAGCCUAAAACAGAUUCUGUUGGACCUUGAUGUUCUGUCGUCAGGCACUUAAAAAUCGUU
Messenger RNA from Babesia bovis T2Bo, 418 nucleotides. RefSeq lists its product as uncharacterized. The record is from RefSeq and is a predicted model, not a curated record. Lineage: Eukaryota; Apicomplexa; Aconoidasida; Piroplasmida; Babesiidae. The transcript has 2 exons. The coding region runs from base 71 to 388 and encodes 105 amino acids.